CUUCCCGCAGUUUCCAAACUGUCGCUCCCUCGCUCACUUACUCUUUUUCUUCUCUUCUCGCCGCGAUCUCGAAAAAUUCAUCUUUCAUUUUCCUCCCUUCUUCGUCAACCUAGAAGAAAAAGUCAGAAUCCCUCAAACCGUUCUGAUCGGAUGGCAACCGGAUAUCCGCUCGCUCGACUCGGCGUGUCUCGCUCCCUCCGCCUCGGUUUAGCUCGUUCCAUGGAUUCAACUCCCGCCGCGACUCGCUACUUCAGCGACGGCAACGUCGGCAAGGGCGGCCGAGUCCUCAACGAAGAGGAGCGCGCCAAAGAGACCGUCUACGUCCAGAAAAUGGAGAGGGAAAGGUUGGAGAAGCAGAAGCAGAAAGCUGAGAAAGAAAAGGCAGAGAAGGAGAAACACAACACUGAAAAGGUCUGUGUGUUUCUGAGAGAUCCCAAUUUGAAAUCUUCAAGUAUCUUUAUCCUUUUUUUGUGAAAUGAUCAUGGAGAGUACUGUGCCUGCUGCUAAUUUUGUUUCUCUGCUCUGCUGUGUGCGUCUGGGUUAUUUUUUUCAGCUUCUUUCUCGAUGUUGAUGUCUUAUUAGUACUUGCUAGCUAUAACCUAAUUUUUGUUGUUUGAUGAGGUCUAAUUUGUUGAUUGGGUUCCUGCUCGAAUCACGAAUCUUGAGUUUACUCUGGAGAUUAAUAGAUCAGUUGGUUGUCCUUCAAAACCAUCCCAAUUCUGUGAUUUUUGUUUGAACCAUACAGUCCUGUUGUAAAUCUGGUUGGUGUCUGGUUUCCAAAGAUUUGCUUCUAUGUUUUGUUCAAAUCUAAAAUAUUCCAAAUCUGCUUAUUGUUCGCUUUGGAUUGAAGACUUUGUAGAAAGAGAAUUUGCAUACCCCUAAGCUUAAAAGGAAAAUGUUACGGUAGUUUGCGAGCUUCCAUCUUCACAAGCGAAUAAAGUAUUUCAUGGCGUAAGAAUAUUGAUAGACUGAACUGGUGAAUUUGUUUAUACAUAAUGAAAACUUGAUAGAGAUACUUAGUUUUGAUGGAAAAAGGUUUGGAGCAGUGUCAGAAGUAGUACAUCUAAACCAAUUUGGGAAGGAGUUGGGUUCUUCAUUGCCAUUUCCCAUCUUGUGAUCAAAACAGUUAUCCUACACAACUACAAGCUGUGAAACAUCCCCCUGAUAAAGGAAGUGUAGCGGGAUGGUCCAUACUCCAUAUCUAUCAUCUGCAUAGAAUGUUUUACUCUCUUCUUGUGAAAUAUUUCAAAAGCUCCUCAAAGCUUGGAAGAUUGUUAGCUACGAGUUACACCAUCAUGACUAUGUUUUCAUUUUUUGCAGAAAUGAAAUCUGAAACUGUCAACCCGAGUCGAUGAAUGCCAGAGCCAUGCUGCCGAUGUGGAAAUAAGUCGAACGGAGAAUAAAACCCGGAGCAUGACAUUCUCCGUUCUAGGGUUGUGAUAUUUUUGUGCUGUGGACCUUUCCUAAUGUUGAUAGUUUUCUUUUUUGCACCGGCCAUUGCUGUCUACCUUGUUUUACAAGCAUAUGGCCAGUGCAGUUACUGCUAUCGAAAGUAUAAAAUCUUCAUACUGCU
Linum trigynum is the source of this 1573-nucleotide messenger RNA. The record is from the annotation of a GenBank genome assembly. NCBI's taxonomy places the organism in Eukaryota, Viridiplantae, Streptophyta, Magnoliopsida, Malpighiales, Linaceae.